Molecule: messenger RNA, 1392 nt
Organism: Corylus avellana
Lineage: Eukaryota; Viridiplantae; Streptophyta; Magnoliopsida; Fagales; Betulaceae
Source: RefSeq, a predicted model, not a curated record
AUGAAAGAAUCAGCAAGUGCAGAAAUGCAAGGAGAAGCAAAUGCUUUGAUAAUAAAUGGGAAUGAAAAUUCUGAAAGUCAAAGGGAAGCAAACAGUCCAAGUGGAAAUGAAAGUCAAAGCAGAGAAGCAAAUGCUUCAAUCGAAAAUGAACAUCAAGACAGAGCAUUGGCAAAUGACAUCACACAACUGCUAGAAGGCUCGGAGCCUCCCUCAUCACGUAAAUAUUGUUGUAUCUACAGGGUUCCACGUGAUCUUCGCAAAUUGAACGGAGAAGCCUACACUCCUCAGAUUAUAUCAAUAGGGCCUUUUCACCAUGGCCAUGAAAGAUUGGAAACCUUGGAAAAGCUUAAAGUGGAAUAUUUCAAGAGAUUUGUGAAAAAAGCUGAGCGAAACAUAAAGGAUUUAGUAAGCUAUAUAAGGGAUAGGGAAAGAGAUAUUCGUCGCUGUUAUUCAGAAACUAGCAAACUUAGUAGUGAUAAUUAUGUGAAAAUGAUCAUGUUGGAUGCGAGCUUCAUUAUUGUAUUUUUCUUGAUAUCCAAGCCACCAAGAGAAUGGGGGUGUUACCAAGAGUUUACAGUACUUCCAGAACGAUUGCGAGAUGACAUAUUGUUGCUUGAAAAUCAACUUCCUUUCUUUAUUAUUGAGGGAUUAUACAAUUUUGCAUUUACAUCUUGCUCAAACUAUCUUUCCUUCACCCAGCUUACCUUUGAAUACUUUGCAUAUUACAACAGUCAAAAAAUGUCUCAUGAUGAUCCCAAUUUCGAAACAAAGCACUUGCUUGAUUUGUUAAGGACGUUUUUUUUGCCUCAAUCACAAAGGUUGCCACAGAGAAAUUGUGGCGAAAAUGUUAGACAUUUGUACACUGUGAGCCAGUUGCACGAGGCAGGAGUGAAGUUUAAGGUGAGCUCAAGCAAAUGCUUAUUUGACUUAAAAUUCACAAAUGGAGUGUUGAAAAUACCAUCCUUUAAAAUAUACCGCGAUACAGAGUCUUAUGUUCGAAACCUCGUGGCCUUGGAGCAAUGUCACUAUUUUUCUAAUGCUUAUUUUACUGAUUAUAUGCGUGUAUUUGAUUUUCUUGUCGACACUGCUAAAGAUGUGGAUUUACUUGUGCGAAAGGGGAUCAUGGUUAAUUGGCUUGGUGACAGCAAUGCAGUGGCAACUUUGUGCAACAAUCUCUGCAAACAUAUUUUUAUUUUAGACAUGAACUCUGAUUAUAGUCAUCUUUGUAAAGAUUUGAAUACAUUCUACGAAGAUCGUCGGCAUAGAUGGAAGGUUAUCUUAAGACGUGAUUAUUUUAGCAAUCCUUGGAGAACUACUGCUACCAUAGCUGCUACUAUCUUGCUAGUGGUCACCUUCACGCAAACUGUUUGCUCUAUAAUCUCAUUAUCAUAG